GGAUUUCCGGUUCCCAGGGCUACGGGGCGGAAGCGAAGGAAGGCGCAAUCCCCGCGGUCGACGUUAGUCGCCGUCUUCGCUGCUAACGUUCUGUUAUGAGUUGCUAAAAUCAUGGUGAAAUGCUGCUCGGCCAUUGGAUGUGCUUCUCGCUGUUUGCCAAAUUCCAAGUUAAAAGGACUGACGUUUCAUGUAUUCCCCACAGAUGAAAACAUCAAAAGAGAAUGGGUAUUAGCAAUGAAAAGACUUGAUGUGAACGCGGCAGGUAUUUGGGAGCCUAAGAAAGGAGAUGUAUUGUGUUCAAGGCACUUUAAGAAGACAGAUUUUGAUAGAAGUGCUCCAAAUAUUAAACUGAAACCUGGAGUCAUCCCUUCUAUCUUUGAUUCCCCGUAUCACUUACAGGGGAAAAGAGAAAAGCUUCAUUGUAGAAAAAACUUCACUCUCAAAACCCUUCCAGUCACAAGCCACAAUCACCAGCUUGUUGGUGCUUCGUCCUGUACUGAAGAAUUCCAAUCUCAGUUCAUUUUUGAACAUAGCUACAGCGUAAUGGACAGUCCAAAGAAACUCAAGCAUAAAUUAGAUCACGUGAUCAGCGAGCUGGAGGACGCCAAGGAAAGUCUACGGAAUGUUUUAGAAAGAGAAAAACAUUUCCAGAAAUCAUUGAGGAAGACAAUUAGGGAGUUAAAGGAUGAAUGUCUGAUCAGCCAAGAAACAGCAAAUAGACUGGGUGCUUUCUGCUGGGAGUGUUGUCAGGAGAAGAUAGAACAAGACUGUACCUUGUAAAAUAAUUUCAUGUCAUGUUCUACCUACAGUUGACAUUGGCACAGCUUUUUCAGAAAUAAUUCUCAUUUAACGUCCCUAAAUAACAUCUAUCAUUUUAAGGUGCUUCUGGGUAUCCUCUGGAACGUUAUUCAUUGUAGUUGUUGUCCAACAACUUUUUUGAAGAUGUACGAAAAUUAGUGGUAGUUAUCAUGUUUUUGUGUGGCUUGUGACAAUUAUGUUUUUAUAGACCUAUACUAGUACCAGGUCAUGAAUGUCAGAUGUUAAAAUCUCAAGAAAACUCCACAGGACUGAGGGUUGAUAUAAAAUUAGCCACAUUAGGCUAUAGUAGAAGGAGCCAGGCAUUUUUCAGCAGCAGCAGAUUUUUGGCUCUAAAGAAAUACCUAUAGUUACACGUGCUUUAUGGUAAAUACUUUGGAUCUUUCUUUACAUGUACUUUACUGUAAAGCAGAAUUCAGCUAUAACACAUCUCCAUCUUGGCUCUUAUCCAAGUUGCUUUAGUUAUCAAUAAUGCCAACUGGUCCUUCCUCAGAGCGUCCCACGGAACUGAGCCUGAGAACAACGCACAGUGAAGAUCUGUUGCUUUUCAGACUGUUCAGAUCCAAUUUGAGAACACCCCUGGGUUUUCAGUACAAUGCACCACUCCUCGCAAGGACCACUUUGAUAGAAACCAGAAUAGAUUUAAAAACAAGAAGAAAGGGGUCAUAGGUCCGAUUUUUAAAUGCUUGCUGCUCUGACAGGUCUGAACAUUUUGCUUCACAGCAUUUUUCAUUUUAUCAUAAAGGUGUAUCUUUGAAAUCUGAAUGCUGGUACUAGCUGAAUGUUUGUAAUACUGCUUUGUAUUUUAUAGAAAGUAAUAUUGCUGAUAUUUUCAAAAAUAUAAAAGAAACCAUUAAAAAUUAAUAAUUGUGGCUUUUCCAGUUGAAACCGGAACUGGAAAAAGGGUUAGAAUGUUUGUCUUUAUUUAGGAGAGUAGAUUACUGUCCAAGGGCUUUUAUUUAGAGAAACAGAUAAAUAAACAGCAGCUGGCGAAGAUUCCUCACGUAAUAUGCAAAAGAGUAACUCUGAGCUACUUUGAAUCCAAGUGUCAGACAUUGAGCUUUUCUCCUAAUUUCUUACUAAAAACAACUGGAAUGAGUCCUAAAUACUGUGGAUUAGAAUUAAAACUAUUAGCCAGAGCCACACUCUGUGUAGGAGCACAUGUUUGUGCAUAAACCGCACUUAGAAGUCCAUGGUGUAGUGGUUAGAAUUUGAGCAUCAUCUGUUUUGUUUUAUUAACAAAAAAUGAAUUGCACUUUGUGCUGAUUUGUUCACUGUAAUUUUGUUUCUGCUACAUCAGUAUCAGUAGGGAUGUGGUAAUGUGAAUUUUUGUGUGUUUUAAGAAUUUUCUGUAUUAAUCCAUGUUAUAUUUUUAUGUAGGAUUCCAAACCUUCCUUCUAAUGGGAUCUUACCCACGUUUGAAAGAUGAGCAUUAUGCUAAGAAAAAAUCAUUGAGGCCAUAUCUGUUUAUUACCUUAAAAAACAAAACCUUUCAUUAGCUACCUAGUUUUUAUUUUAGUUAUGUAAUUUUUAAUUCAUAAUAGACACUCUGAUGCAAAGUUUGGGAAUAAACUAGGUUUUGUGGAGAAACUUUGAUAGAGAUGAAGACUUUUUCCAAUGAGUAUGUAAAUUAAAGUGAUCCAGUGGACAAUGGAGAAAAGUCAGACGGCAGAUCCAAACACACAUGUUUAAGUUCUAGCACCGUGCUGGCUGCUUAGAAUAAAGCCUGAAAGAUCUCUCCAAAAGUAAAAUCCCACAUCCUGCCACUAUCACAGUUGUCACUGUCACCUUUACUUCUUACAGUCAUAGUGAAUUCAGCCAUGGUCGUCUUUCUCAUGGGAUCAAGUAUCAGUGAGAAAUAGGUAACUGGGGUCAAAAUACUGAUGUCCUUAGGGACCCAGAGCUGCCCCUAUUUGCUCUUUAUUCUUGUGACCAUUCUAUUGAAAUGGUUACCAGUAGAAAUCUGACAUUAAAAAAUAGGGUCCUCCCCACUUGCAGCCCCAGACAAAUGCCUGAACACGGUAUGCACCUCAGUCCUCUGUUCCCAAAGAUUCCAGCCUAGCCUAGGAAAGAAUUGUCCAAUAUAAAGCAAAAGCAAGUCAUCUUCCACCCAGAAAUUCCUCAGGCAGCCAGGGCUGACCUAAGGGUUCCACUUUUUAAAAAAACCUAAGAGUGGCUUCUGGGUCCCGGGACACACUAAUACACCAAAUUCAGCCUCAGCACCAAGUCAGGUACAAAGGGCUUGAUGCAUGGCAUUUCUCUCCAUAUCAAAUUUAAUUUCUGGAAAUAGAUUUUGUUGGCUAAAGAUAAUUUUAUAUAGGUACACCAUAGUCUUUGAGAAA
Messenger RNA from Otolemur garnettii (small-eared galago), 3158 nucleotides. RefSeq names its product THAP domain containing 6 (gene THAP6). The record is from RefSeq and is a predicted model, not a curated record. NCBI's taxonomy places the organism in Eukaryota, Metazoa, Chordata, Mammalia, Primates, Galagidae. The coding region runs from base 112 to 780 and encodes 222 amino acids. The transcript has 5 exons.